AUGGAGUUACAAGAUCUGCUGCCAACCCCUCACUUCAAAGAAAAUAUCAGGGUUUACAAUUCCAUCUUGGCGUUUACAUCAAUUGGGGCGAAGAUUGAUCAGUCGGUUAUGAAUGGUUACGGGCCAUUUACCUUCCGGAUUCACGGCCAAAAUCACCAUCGCAUAGGCCCACUCCUCCCAAAAGAGGGACAAGCCCCAAAAUUCAACCAACUCUACAUCUAUGAUACAGCCAACGAAAUUCAGAACCGGAUAAGCACUAUGUCAAGAAAAAAGGAGUCUGAAAAACUGGAUGCAAAGAUAGUUGGUGACCUUAUUUCAAUGCUGGAUGCAAAUAAUCAACUAACAAAGGAGUUUAGAAAAGCUAGGGAUAAAUAUGAAGCUGGCGAAAUAGAAGAGCUGUCAAUACGGCUUAUUGGGCAAAAAGAGAAGGGUAGACAAUAUGAUCUUCCCACAGGCGAUGAAAUUGCAGGGCCCAUUGUAGGCAAUUUUGAAUCUUCCACAGGUCACAGAGAUGUCUUAGUACAAUCAAAAACGGAUGGUUUACAGAGGAUAAACACUCUCCACCAACAUUAUAUGGCCCUCCAGUACCCAUUGCUUUUCCCAUAUGGAGAAAGUGGCUUCCACUUGAAUAUUCCAUACAAACCAACAAAUGGGCCUAAAAUUAAGAGAGAAAAUGUUACUAUUCGAGAGUACUAUUCAUACCAAAUCCAGAGUAGGUUGUCUGAAGGGAAAACCCUUAUCCUAGGCGGGAGGCUACUGCACCAAUUUAUCGUAGACGCAUACACCGCUGUUGAAAAAGAGCGACUGAGGUUCAAUAGAAACAACCAAAAAAAAUUAAGAGCCGAUCUCUACAACAACGUCCGCGAUGCAGUAGGAAGAGGAGAUACAGAUUCUAAAACAUUGGGAAAACGAAUCAUACUACCUGCAUCAUUUACAGGAGGACCACGGUACAUGCUCGAGAAUUACCACGACGCAAUGGCAAUUUGCCGAACUUAUGGUAAUCCACACCUAUUCAUUACCAUAACAGCAAAUCCGGCAUGGCCAGAAAUAGAAGAGCAUCUCCAACAGUGUGGAAAUGGAUCAUGUAAUGAUAGACCAGACGUUGCUUCACGUGUGUUCAAAAUGAAACUUAAUGAAAUGAUGAGCGAUUUCAAGAAAGGGCUUUUCUUUGGAGACUUCCGUGCAGGUGUAUACACAAUCGAGUUUCAGAAAAGAGGCCUUCCACAUGCCCACAUCCUCUUGUGGUUGCAAAACUCAAUCCAAAAUCCCUCACCUGAUGUUAUUGACAAGAUAAUAUCAGCAGAACUACCAGAUAAAGAAAGAGAUGCAGAAGGAUAUGAGUUAGUAAAAAAACACAUGAUGCAUGGUCCAUGUGGACUAGAUAGACCACAGUCUCCAUGCAUGGAAAAUGGGAUUUGCAGCAAAAAAUAUCCACGACCUUAUGCCCAAAACACAUCCUGCGACAAAAAUGGGUACAUAAUUUACAGACGCCAAGAAGACCCACUGAACACCGUUCAAAAAAGUGAUACCACUCUUGACAAUAGGUAUGUCAUUCCGCAUAACUUGGAUUUGAUGAAAAAAUACAGAGCACACAUAAAUGUGGAAUGGUGUUGUACUUCUAAAGCUAUUAAAUACCUUUUUAAGUACAUAACGAAAGGCGUUGACAAAGCAACAAUUAUUAUCGAGAAAAAAGGAGCACCUCAGCAAGUAGGAAACACAACUGAAAAAGAAGUCGAGGUAGAUGAGAUAAAGAACUACCAGGAAUGCCGAUAUCUAUCAGCACAUGAGGCUUCAUGGCGGAUCUUUGGUUUUGAAAUCCACGAACAAAGACCAGCUGUUCAAAAGCUAAUAAUACAUUUAGAAGGGCAACAGAAUGUAGUCUUUGAUGAAAGUGAUUCUCCAGAAAAUAUUGAAGCAAGGAUGGCAGGAAGAGGCACAAUGUUCACAGAAUGGAUGGAAGCCAAUAAACACUAUAAGGAAGCACAAGAUAUUACAUACGUCCAGUUUCCGAUCAUGUUUGUCUGGAACACAUCAAACAAGAUAUGGACACUAAGGGAAAGAGGAACAACAAUAGGGAGAAUUGUGAACAUCCACCCAUCAGCAGGAGAUCUGUACUAUUUAAGGCUGAUUCUAAACCAUGUCAAAGGGAAAACAAGCUUCGCGGACAUUCGUACAGUUGGCGACAAAACAUACUCAACAUUUAUGGAAGCAUGUAAUGCGAUGGGUCUGUUAGAUGGAGAUAAAGAAUGGCACGAAGCUAUAGAUGAGGCAUCGGGUUGGGCAAGUGCGUGGCAAUUGAGAGAAUUGUUUGUAACAAUACUGGUCUACUGUCAAGUGAGUUCGCCAGGAAAGUUGUGGCAAAAUUUCUGGCAGGUUUUAUCCGAGGAUAUUACAUAUAAACAGCGCAAAAAAAUGAAUUUCUACCAAUGGAACUUAACAGAAAAGGAGAUUCAGCAAUACACACUGGUGGAGCUUCAGAGACUCUUAAUUCAAAGUAACAAAUCACUUGAUGAUUUUCCGGAUAUGCCAAAACCCGAGAAAAACAUAAUGAGCGAGUUAUCAAACUCCUUGCUUGACGAAGAGAGGAAGUACAACAUCAAAGAAGAACUUGUUACGCACAGCACCCUCUUAGAUUCACUAAACUCAGACCAACAAGCAAUUUACACCGCAGUUAUGGAUUCCAUCGAUAACUCUAGAGGGAAACUAUUCUUUCUAUAUGGGCCAGGAGGAACAGGGAAGACACAUGUUUACAGAACUAUAAUCGCCAAGCUACGAUCAACAGAACAAAUUGUCCUCCCCGUAGCAUCUUCAGGAAUUGCUGCGACACUAUUACCAGGUGGUAGAACAGCGCACUCUCGGUUUAAGAUCCCAAUAGAUUUACACGAGGAGUCAAUGUGUGACAUAAAACCAAGAACAAUGCUGGCAGAGCUUAUUGAGCGUACAAAGCUUAUCAUUUGGGAUGAAGCUCCUAUGGCACACCGACACACAUUUGAGGCAGUAGAUCGAACACUAAGAGACAUCAUGGGCAUGAAAAACCCAGAAGCUGCUGAUAAAGAGUUUGGGGGAAUCACAGUAUUGUUAGGUGGUGAUUUCAGACAAAUUUUACCAGUAAUCCCUCAAGGCAAUAGACAGGAUACUGUAUCAGCAUCUAUUAAUCGGUCAUAUCUAUGGGAAAAACGUAAUGUGUAUGUCCUUAGCAAGAACAUGCGUCUAAACGCUGAGGAGAAAUUGUUUUCAAAGUGGAUUUUGGAAGUGGGAGAUGGAGCAGCCAAAAAAAUAACAACAUCUGAUUCCAAAAAUUCAGAUACAAAUGACAUAGAAGUGGCAAAAGAUCUACUAUUACCUUCAACCCAAAAUCCAGAAGAAGAGAUUUUCAAAACCACAUACACAAAUUUCAAUGCUUCUUUCAACAAUCACGAAUAUCUAAGAGGCAGAGCAAUUCUAACCCCAAGAAAUGAAACCGUUGAUGAGAUCAACGAAUUUAUUCUGUCAAAGCUAGAAGGCAACAUGAAAAAAUAUCUGAGCUCCGACAGCAUAGCAAGUGAGGAUACAAAUGUAGAAGAUAAGAACACAUUCUACACACCAGAGUAUCUAAAUAGUCUUAAAUGCUCAGGAUUACCUAAUCAUCGGCUGCAACUGAAGCUCAAUGCACCAAUUAUUCUGAUGCGGAAUAUUAACCAAAAAGAAGGCUUAUGCAAUGGAACAAGGUUGUUGAUAACACGGUUAGGGGAGAGAGUGAUAGAAGCAGAGAUACUCACAGGGACAAAUAUUGGGAAAAGAAUCCUUAUACCAAGAAUUGUCAUGACUACAGCCGACACCAAAUGUCCUUACAAAAUGAGAAGACGACAAUUCCCAGUCCGAGUUUGUUAUUGUAUGACAAUUAACAAGAGUCAGGGACAAAGCCUGGACAAAGUUGGUCUGUAUCUACCUAAACCAGUUUUUAGUCACGGACAAUUAUAUGUCGCUCUCUCAAGAGUUACAUCCAUGGAAGGACUCAAAAUCUACAAUGCAAAAAAAGAACAACCAGGAAGCAAAGGAAUCACAAACAUUGUUUACAAGGAGAUAUUCAAUAAUAUUCAUGCAUAA
Eutrema salsugineum is the source of this 4086-nucleotide messenger RNA. RefSeq lists its product as uncharacterized. The record is from RefSeq and is a predicted model, not a curated record. Gene Ontology annotation, molecular function: DNA helicase activity. The transcript has 2 exons. Gene Ontology annotation, biological process: telomere maintenance; DNA repair. Bases 1 to 4086 code for a protein of 1361 amino acids. NCBI's taxonomy places the organism in Eukaryota, Viridiplantae, Streptophyta, Magnoliopsida, Brassicales, Brassicaceae.